AUGGCGUCCAAAGAAGUUCAUAACAUCCUCUGCGACAAAUUUGGGAAGAGUAAGGUCUCAGAGCCCAGGCCCGGAGAGCUGAAAUACUUCGCCGCACAGUCGGCAGCACUGGUCCCUGCCGUCCAAGUGUUCCCUGAAAACGCGAAAGACGUCUCAACCAUACUCCAGAUUGUCCGAGAUCAUCAGGUCCCUUUCACUGUGAAAGCUGGUGGGCAUGGGGUCUACGCCGGCGCAUCGAGCAUUGAAGACGGCAUCCUGGUUGACUUGAGUCGGAUGAAUUCGGUGGAUGUCGCCCCUGAGCGCAAGUCCGUGUUCAUAGGGGCAGGGGCAAAGUGGGGUGAUGUCUACGGCAAGCUGGAUGCACUGGGAAUCAGCGUCCCUGGAGGACGCAUUUCAACCGUCGGCGUUGGUGGCUUGACGCUUGGAGGCGGCAUCUCUUUCGCAGCCAGCCGGUUCGGCCUUGCCUGCGAUAACGUCAAAAGCUAUGAGGUAGUCCUCGCCGAUGGGAGCGUAGUCACCGUCACGCGCGAAACUCAUCCUGAUCUGUUCUGGGCGCUCCGCGGCGCAGGGACGAAUUUCGGGAUCGUGACAAGGUUCGAGUUUGUGGCAUUCGAACAGGGCCAGAUCUGGGGCGGCGUCAAGCAAUACCUUGAAGACUCCGAGGCGCAAGCGAUCGCUCUGCUUGACAAGUUCUGUAAAGGCCAGGAUCCCGCAUCAUCGGCCGCUGAUGUCUUCGCCGAGGCUUUCAUCAUCAUCGCAUACGUCGCUCCGAUGGGCAAGUUCAUCACCACGGCAGUUCUGUCUCACGGAAAACCUGAGGAAGAUCCACCCAUUUUUGAUGGGUUCAAGACGUUGCCAUCUAUUGCUUCGUCGGCGAAGAUCCGAAGCAUAGCGGAUCUAUCGGUGGAAUUGAAUGCGAAUAACCCGCAUGGGCUCAGGUCCAAAACGCUGGCGUUGGCCGUGAAAAGCGACAUCACAAUCCUCAACGAGGUUAUGGCGAUCUAUAAGGAUGUAAUCAGCCCGCACAAAGAUACCGUCAAGGACUUUGUGCCAGCAAUCUUGCUGCAGCCUUUACUUCCGCGGAUGCUGCCGUCUGAAGAAAGUGACCAUACGCUGGGGAUCAGCAAACAAGAUGGACCUCUAUUCGUAAUCUCCCUGCUCUGGUCCUGGACGGAGCCAACGGACGAUGACCUAAUCGAGUCCCUUGCAUGUGCCUUCGAACAACGCGUGACAGCAACAGCGAAAGCUCACAAUAAGUUCCAUCGGUACGUCUACCUCAAUUACGCGGCUGGCAACCAAGACGUCUUUGCUAGCUACGGUGAGGAGAACCUGGCGAGGCUGCUGCAUAUUAGCAAGCAAUACGAUGCGAAUGGAGUCUUCACCAAGCUAAGGCCUGGUUACAUCAACGUGACGAGGAAUGGGCAUCAGAAAAAUGGUGGGUGAUAACGCCGG
This is a messenger RNA of Cladophialophora immunda, 1452 nucleotides long. RefSeq lists its product as uncharacterized. The transcript has 6 exons. NCBI's taxonomy places the organism in Eukaryota, Fungi, Ascomycota, Eurotiomycetes, Chaetothyriales, Herpotrichiellaceae. Gene Ontology annotation, molecular function: FAD binding. The record is from RefSeq and is a predicted model, not a curated record. The coding region runs from base 1 to 1443 and encodes 480 amino acids.